Molecule: messenger RNA, 1319 nt
Organism: Menidia menidia (Atlantic silverside)
Lineage: Eukaryota; Metazoa; Chordata; Actinopteri; Atheriniformes; Atherinopsidae
Source: the annotation of a GenBank genome assembly
GCUCAAAGCACUAUGUCACAUGCGCCCAGAAUGUGUUUGCAUGGGUAAACACGUAACAAGUGUCUUUGCCUUUUCCUUCUGCAGCAUCCAUCGUAAUUGGGAAAUGGUGGUGCGAGAUGGAACCCUGUCUGGAGGGAGAGGAGUGUAAGACCCUGCCUGACAACUCUGGAUGGAUGUGCUCCUCUGGGAACAAGAUCAAGACCACAAGGAACACCCAGCCAUACUCCCCUUUUUAGCUUCUGGAAGCAAAAUGCAGAGGAUGCGUCAACAGAAAUUGAGCUGCAUUCUUGCUUCUGUAAAGAGAGGGAGCCCUUCAUUGCCUGUUCUGUAUCAGCAGACAAGGCAGGCCCUUUUGUUUGUGGGAGUCACAGUUGAGAGUGAGGCUGGGGAGCACCUUCCAAAGCACUCGCCCAUCAUAGAUCCGCAUUACCCGCUCCGCUGGCUAAAUAGAUCAAUCCAUUUCUGCUCCCUCCAAACAAUUAUACUCCUUAAGACAGAAAGAAUGAGAACAGCUGGGAUAAAAAAAAUAUAUUUAAUUUUACUAGUUAUAUUUUCAUAUUCUGAAUGGUCGGCUAAAUAUUAUGAAAUGUUUGACAACCUCGCUUUUUUGAGCAAGAGGAGGGAGUUUAAAGCAAGCCCCAUAUGGCAUUUCACAAAUGUUAAUCAUUCUUUCUUUGUCAACACCUCAUGCUGCAGCAUUACCACCUAUUCGUGUACAAUAGUUUAACACAUAAAUUCCACCAGAGUGUGUAACUGUUCAGUUAAGUGACUGCAAAGCAUUCCCUUUUCAUCACCAUCUUUUUUUCUCCAGCUAUAUUUGCCAUGAUUUAUCAGCUGCCAUAUGUCAUUUCCAAAAGACCAGACAACGCUUUUCUAAGAAUAAAUAAAUAAAUAAACACACUGUGCUAGAAUCUAGGCCACCGGUGAUGACAGUCUUUGAGCGAAAGUGGCCUGCGAACAAAUGCAUCAUCAUCUAUUUUGUCCCCCCAAAAAAAGGAGACGACACUCAAAAUUAAAUUAGCCACGGCGUAUCAAGUGUGAUUCACCCAGGCUGGAUCUUUUCCACCUGCGUUCUUAAUCGUGCUUCUUCCUCUCCUCCAGGCCUGUAUAAUGUCAUCUGGGCCAUAAGCACAAAAUUAUAGAAUUAGAAAAAAAAUGUUUUAGCUGCCAAACCGAUUGCAGCCAAUUGGACAUUGUUAUACAGGUCUUGAGUGAAGGAGUUCACUCCAAGUGUUACUUAUUAAUUUUAUAUUAAUUCUCUUUUCUUUCUUUUCAUUGUCAAUAUUUCAUUAAAUGGAUCUUGAUGCAACGUGUUGUCU